CCUCCUGCUGCUGGACUACGAUGGGUCGGUGCUGCCCUUUCUCGGGGGCCUGGGCGGGGGCUACCAGAAGACCCUCGUGCUGCUCACCUGGAUCCCGGCGCUGUUCAUCGGCUUCAGCCAGUUCUCGGACUCGUUCCUCUUGGACCAGCCCCACUUCUGGUGCCGCGGGGCCGGCAAGGGCGCUGAGCCGGCCGGGGUCACCGUCGCCGGCCGCUGGGGCGACGCGGGCAACUGGACCGGCUCUCCGACCUCCCCCUUCGCCGCCGCCCCCUGGGAGGCUGCGGGCAACCGGAGCAACAGCAACGGCACGGACGGAGGCGACACGCCACCCCUGCCAUCCCCUCCGGACAAGGGGGACAACGCCUCCAAUUGUGACUGCCACGCGUGGGACUACGGCAUCCGCACCGGCCUCGUCCAGAACGUGGUCAGCAAGUGGGAUCUUGUGUGUGAUAAUGCCUGGAAGGUCCAUAUCGCUAAGUUCUCCUUACUGGUUGGAUUAAUCUUUGGCUACCUAAUAACUGGAUGCAUUGCUGACUGGGUUGGCCGGCGGCCUGUGCUGUUAUUUUCCAUCAUCUUCAUUCUGAUCUUUGGACUGACUGUGGCACUGUCAGUGAAUGUGACAAUGUUCAGCACACUCAGGUUCUUUGAAGGAUUUUGCCUGGCUGGAAUAAUUCUCACUUUGUAUGCAUUACGAAUAGAGCUGUGCCCGCCUGGAAAACGGUUCAUGAUCACGAUGGUGGCUAGCUUUGUGGCCAUGGCAGGGCAGUUCCUCAUGCCCGGGCUGGCCGCCCUGUGCCGGGACUGGCAGGUUCUGCAGGCCCUCAUCAUCUGCCCCUUUCUGCUCAUGCUGCUCUACUGGUCGAUAUUCCCCGAGUCCCUCCGGUGGCUGAUGGCUACCCAGCAGUUUGAGUCUGCUAAGAGGCUGAUCCUGCACUUCACACAGAAGAACUGCAUGAGCCCUGAGAGUGACAUCAAGGGGGUGAUGCCGGAGCUGGAGAAAGAGCUUUCCCGGAGGCCCAAGAAGGUCUGCAUCGUGAAGGUGGUGGGGACCCGCAACCUGUGGAAGAACAUCGUGGUCCUGUGUGUCAACUCGCUGACAGGGUACGGGAUCCACCACUGCUUCGCACGGAGCAUGAUGGGCCAUGAGGUGAAGGUGCCGCUCCUGGAAAACUUCUAUGCUGACUACUACACCAUGGCCAGCAUCGCGCUAGUGUCCUGCUUGGCCAUGUGCGUGGUGGUCAGGUUCCUCGGGCGCAGGGGAGGGCUGCUGCUCUUCAUGAUCCUCACUGCCCUGGCCUCGCUCCUGCAGCUUGGGCUCCUCAACUUGAUUGGAAAAUACAGCCAGCAUCCAGACUCAGGGAUGAGUGACAGCGUCAAAGACAAAUUCUCCAUCGCGUUUUCCAUCGUGGGCAUGUUUGCCUCUCAUGCAGUGGGCAGCCUCAGCGUGUUUUUCUGUGCAGAGAUCACCCCCACGGUGAUAAGGUGCGGCGGGCUGGGGCUGGUGCUGGCCAGCGCGGGCUUUGGCAUGCUGACGGCGCCCAUCAUUGAGCUGCACAACCAGAAAGGCUACUUCCUGCACCACAUCAUCUUCGCCUGCUGCACGCUCAUCUGCAUCAUCUGCAUCCUGCUGCUGCCUGAGAGCCGGGACCAGAACCUGCCCGAGAACCUCUCCAACGGCGAGCACUACACGCGCCAGCCGCUGCUGCCGCACCGCAAGGGGGAGCAGCCGCUGCUGCUGACCACCAGCGAGCUCAAAGACUACUCGGGGCUACACGAUGCGGCAGCAGGCGACGCGCUGCCCGAGGGCGCCACGGCCAACGGCAUGAAGGCCAUGUAAGAGCUUCCGUUCCAUGUGUUGGGGGAAAGCAGCUCAAAGACACCAUUAAAACCAGCUUAGUCUUUUCUUGGGAUCAUCCCUGUGUACUUGACGCUGGAGGCUGCUUGGGGAAAGCAGAAACAUCUCAGCAGAAAUCGUCAAGGAGCGGCAGUGAACCUAGCGACGGCAUUCUGUUGCCAGGUUCGCUUUGUUAAGUUCACAACCCACAAGCCGUGGAGGCCUGAGGUGUGCUCGUUCUUACUGAUGCUCUUUCCCUGCUGUGGCUCCAGCAGAAUUCCCCUCUUGCACAGUCAGCUUUGUUGCCAGCACUACUUGAAAACAUGGCUGCUCUCUGAACUACAAAUAGGAAAACAACUCAAAAGGACGACUGAGGCUAAGCCCCAGGAAGGAGGCUGCUCCUCCACGCGCAGUCGGCCACCCGCAUCUCAAGCACACACCACACCACGGAGAUCACCAGCUUGGACGGCUGUCGCUCACUGAUGUCAUGCCAGGAAGCACUGCAGGAGCUGGUCCCCUCACGCCUUCCUCUGUCCGCCUCCUGCCACUUGUCACUCAUUCCGCAGAGAGGUGGGACUCAGGACCAGGAGUGGAGGUUCCUCACAGGUGAGUCCAAAUGACCUCCAACCUCUCAAAAGCAUCAAGACAAACUGAGAGAAAGCAAUAACUCACCAAAGUUCAGUUCCCGCUCCCACCCCGAUCUCCAAGGGAUUUCAUCGUGUUCUUGUUUUGCCUCAGACAGUGAAGGUUUCCUCUUGGUGUUUUCCGAGGAAACCCGUGAAAUACCCAGGGCCACUAAGGAACAAGCCUCCUUGGCGCAGGCAGGUGCUGCUUCGUAGCAACUUGGGCACCAGCUUUUCUGGACAGCCUGGCUUCUUACUCGAGUUGUCUGCCGUCCCUCUCCAUGAAGCGCAUCUUUGCCUUGGGCUGUGUCCUUCCAGAAAUGUCAUGGUCUUAGGCCUGGUUGAGGUGAUCAGGUCACUUCCAGCUGACAGUGGCUAAAAUUCAAAGGACCAGAAAAGGGGUUGACCUUCUGCCCUUCCAGGUUUCUACCCACUCUGCUUCUUGCUGUCUCCACUGGCCUGUCCUCCACAUCUGGUCCUUACAGUGGUAGGAGACUGCUGACUGGUAAAGACACAGCGAGAAGCAAACAGAAUUGUAGCCAUGUGUUUCCAGUGGCUGAGCCAUACCAGUACCCGGGGUCCCAGGAGGCCCAUAAAGGCCCUGCAGUCUCAAAAGGGAUGCUCUCUGGCCAGUCUCUUCCCACCUCCAACUGCUCCAAGUUCAACUCAUCCUUACCUUCCCAGGUCUCUUUUUGAAGCCACUUUGUUCCACAUUUCAAUGUUAGUUUGCAUUCAUCUUUACAAAGGCCUUUCUCAAGAUCCAUGCAGCCUUCGCGUGCCAAACUUGUGAAAUCUCUUUUUUUACUUUUUUUAGAGUACUGGCUACCAAAUCACCUGGCAGCAGACCCCAUUAUGUACGGGAUGGGACCUAUCCAGUGGCCAGGCCAGUAGGCGGUUAGUGCAAGUGAGGAGGAGCCAGCAAGGUCCCUGGACCUGACCCUGGACAGGUGUUCAUCCACACCCAUCACCCCAGCAUGAGGACAUCGCAACCCACUUGCUGUACCAUAGGGUUGCUAAGUAAAGGAAGUGGUGAGCAGUCUCUCACGGGCCAUGUAAGCCUUUCUGAAGAAAUGCAUCAAAACUAUAGGAAAUCUCUCCAUUCAGCACUCAUAAAUUUACAGUCCAUGAGCUCUACCUUGAGGACUAAUUCAUCAGUGACUAGAAGAGAAGCCACCAUUGAGGUCUGGGCGCUUGGGAGCAGAGUCUAACAGGUGUGAGCCAGGCUGCCCUGCCAACGGUCAGCCAGAAAGAGGCCCAGAGCCCUCCUCUCAGAUGGACUCAGUACAGGGCUCUUGUUAUGUUGCUGCUUCAGCUUAAGGAUACCUGAAGCUCCUGAGGAACACUGUAUGAAAUGUAGCCAAAGCAGAAAAGCUUCCUGUGGGCAGAGCCUGUGAAAUCUGGUGCCGAGUGAGCAGGGCAUGCCCAGGCCUGACACGGGAGGCUCUGCGGCACUACCUGUCGUGCCCUUCAGCCUUGUCUUCUUCACGGUUGGGAGACUCCUUGGGCACCUGCUUUUUCAGUUCAGCCCUCCCACCCCAGGGAAAACAUUGGAAGCCAUGAGCUCCCUGCUACUAUUCCCUACCCACCCCUGUGUCCUUCUAGCCUAACCUGUCUGGGAUGCCCUUUCAAGAAAGUCAGGCACCAGAGUGAACACCUGAGACAGAGCUGGGUAUUUCUUCAUUUUAUUUUCCAGAAGUCACUGAUUCUUAUCAACUACCUAAUUAUUAGCGCCUAAGACAAGGAGAAAAAAGUUUUCAAUGUUUUUGUUUUCUAAGAAUAUCAUCCCUUGCAAGUAGAGGACACAGGCUGGUAAAUUGGUUUGGCCCCCGAAAAGAAAGCAAGCAGAAACAAGCCUCGUGAGGGAAGCAUUGCCCUCAGACACUCCCACUUCCUAGAGUCACCCGAGCAACCUGAACUGGAGGUGCCACAAGCGAACCUGUGACGUCAUAUCACCCAGCCCCCAGGUGGUGCCGUGUGGGGAAGGCCACACGUCCACUGUCCUGUCUCAAGACACCACCUCACUUCCAUGUACUGUGUGUUGUGUCUCAUGAGGAGCACUUCCCUCCCUCUGUCCUUUCUGCAACCCAGCCGUUUGAGGUUUUGCCAUGAGAACCGUGUUAUUGUACGUGUCGCGGGGAUUCUUCUGACGGUGCUCGUUCAUAGCACAAGCUACAUUGAGUUCUGAGCUGUCCUUCACAGCUGCGUGUCUGCAUGGUGUCGCAUCUGUUGUACCUUUGGGGAAAAUUUGUAUGUAAAUGUACAGAAAUAAAACGUUGCCCCAUUAACAGAUUUCCUCUGGAAUGUCUUCCCUACCUCACCUGAUGGUAUCCAACGAAGGGCAUUUCACUACCAUUGAUGAGAGUAAUAAAAUUCCUCCAUGUUUAUUCAGACCUCGCUGCAUCAAUACUUUUCUCUGUAAACCGUGUCUCCACCUGCCUUGAGGGGGGUGGUGGGUUGCCUCCCGCUCUGCUUUCAGAGUCCUAGUCGUAACAGGUAGUCAGCAGCAGAGACUGGAUUAAACAAAUUGUUUAUCUAGUGCCAUUCUCAGACCACCUGAGACAUGGGGGUCAUCAGUAAAACUAAGAGGAAUUUUUUCUCUUGUUGAUUUAUGUUUUGAUCCAUGGUCUGGAGGUUCCUAGAGAAGUCAAGAGAUGAGUAUCUUACACUGUGAUUCUGUGAGGAAAGACUGAUAACCCAAAACUCUCUUCUCUAAUGUAGUAUUUUUUAACCAAAAAGAUAAUAUUUCUUUAAUAAAGUAUUUAUACCAAA
Carlito syrichta (Philippine tarsier) is the source of this 5226-nucleotide messenger RNA. It is a transcript of the gene SLC22A23, whose product is annotated as solute carrier family 22 member 23. The transcript is spliced from 11 exons. The record is from RefSeq and is a predicted model, not a curated record. Bases 623 to 1837 code for a protein of 404 amino acids. Gene Ontology annotation, biological process: transmembrane transport. Lineage: Eukaryota; Metazoa; Chordata; Mammalia; Primates; Tarsiidae. Gene Ontology annotation, molecular function: transmembrane transporter activity. Gene Ontology annotation, cellular component: membrane.